This is a messenger RNA of Neopelma chrysocephalum (saffron-crested tyrant-manakin), 1509 nucleotides long. RefSeq names its product gap junction protein alpha 10 (gene GJA10). Gene Ontology annotation, biological process: cell communication. Lineage: Eukaryota; Metazoa; Chordata; Aves; Passeriformes; Pipridae. Gene Ontology annotation, cellular component: connexin complex. The record is from RefSeq and is a predicted model, not a curated record. The transcript is spliced from 2 exons. The coding region runs from base 22 to 1509 and encodes 495 amino acids.
UUCAGAAAUGAACUUCUGACCAUGGGGGACUGGAACCUGUUGGGCAGCAUCCUAGAAGAAGUGCACAUCCACUCCACCAUAGUUGGCAAAAUCUGGCUCACAAUCCUGUUCAUAUUCCGGAUGCUGGUGCUGGGAGUGGCUGCUGAAGAUGUCUGGGAUGACGAGCAGUCCGAGUUCAUCUGCAACACAGAGCAACCUGGCUGCAACAACAUCUGUUAUGACAAAGCCUUUCCCAUCUCUUUGAUCAGAUACUGGGUUCUACAGAUCAUAUUUGUCUCCUCCCCAUCAUUAGUGUACAUGGGCCAUGCACUCUACAGGUUAAGGGCACUUGAGAAAGAGCGACAGAACAGGAAAGCCCACCUGCGGGCUCAGCUGGAAGACCUGGAGCCCAUGCUCGAGGAACACAGGAGAGUGGAGAGAGAACUGCGUAAGCUGGAGGAACAGAAGAAAGUGAAUAAGGCACCUCUGAGAGGGUCCCUGCUGCGCACCUAUAUCCUACAUAUCCUGACCCGGUCGGUGGUUGAAGUGGGCUUUAUGAUAGGUCAGUAUCUUUUAUAUGGGUUUCACAUGUCCCCCCUUUACAAAUGCACUCGGCCCCCAUGCCCUAACACGGUGGAUUGUUUUGUGUCCCGACCCACAGAGAAGACCAUCUUUAUGGUUUUCAUGAACAGCAUCGCCGCCGUCUCCCUCUUCCUCAACAUCCUAGAAAUUGCCCACCUGGGACUCAAGAAGAUCCAGAAGAGCCUCUGCGGGCAGCCGCAGUGGCCGGCAGGCCUCGCCGAGGAGGAUCCCAGCCUGUACAACUCCAAGAAGAGCUCCGUGGUGCCGUCGCCGCCCUGCCUGGCCAGCAACGCGGCCCCGCCGCGCCCCACGCCCGCCCCGCUCCCGCCACCGCCGCCCGCGCCCGGCGCCCCCGGCCCGCCGCCGGCCCGGCAGCACCGCGGCGAGGAGGCGCCGCGGGCCGCCGCGCCGGGCGGCGGGGCAGGGGCGGCGGGGGCGGCGGCCACCGCCCGCCGGGCGCCCCGCAGGCACAGCCGGGUGAGCGCCUGCCGCGAUCUGGGUGAGGAGCGCGGCGACUCCCCGGACAGCGGGCACUGCCCAGGCACGCGCAAGUCCAGCUUCCUCUCCCGCGUCCUCACUGGGAGCCGGGCGGGCAGCGACAGCGAGGGCACCGCAUCCCGCGGCGGUUCCGGCCUCGGCUCCGGGUCCGUGUCCGGCUCGGAGGGGAAGCGCCGUGAGGAGGGUGCGCCCAGCCCGCCGCCCGCCGCCAAUAUGGGACGCCGCGUGUCUAUGGCAAGUAGCGCCCGGGGCAGCCCGAGGGAGGGGGGCGAAGGGGGGCCCCCGCACCCUGUCCCGGCACGGGGGAGGAGAGGCCGAGCCAGGGGGCAGGAAGGCUCGGGCAGGACUUCCAACACAGCCCCAGUGCCUCGUGGCCUCCCGGACCAUGCCAAGCUCCCAAACAUUCAGUCUCCUUUUGCAGUGAAAACAGAAACACCAGGGAAUUCCUGA